GUGGGCGGGGCUCCAGAGCCGGGGGCGGGGCCGGCGAGGGCCGCCUCUGGAGGGUCCGCUAGUCGCGGGGCGGCGGCGGCGGCGGCUGCGGGCGCGAGGUUCCCAGCAGGAUGCCCCGGCUCUGCAGGAAGCUGAAGUGAGAGGCCGGGAGAGGGCCCGGCCCGCCCGGGGCAGGAUGACCAAGGCCCGGCUGUUCCGGCUGUGGCUGGUGCUGGGGUCGGUGUUCAUGAUCCUGCUGAUCAUCGUGUACUGGGACAGCGCAGGCGCCGCGCACUUCUACCUGCACACGUCCUUCUCUAGGCCGCAGGCGGGGCCGCCGCUGCCCACGCCCGGGCCGGACAGGGACAGGGAGCUCACGGCAGACUCCGACGUCGACGAGUUUCUGGACAAGUUUCUCAGUGCCGGCGUGAAGCAGAGCGACCUUCCCAGAAAGGAGACGGAGCAGCCGCCCGCGCCGGGAAGCAUGGAGGAGAGCGUGAGAGGCUACGACUGGUCCCCGCGCGACGCCCGGCGCAGCCCCGACCAGGGCCAGCAGCAGGCGGAGCGGAGGAGCGUGCUGCGGGGCUUCUGCGCCAACUCCAGCCUGGCCUUCCCCACCAAGGAGCGCGCGUUCGACGACAUCCCCAACUCGGAGCUGAGCCACCUGAUCGUGGACGACCGGCACGGCGCCAUCUACUGCUACGUGCCCAAGGUGGCCUGCACCAACUGGAAGCGCGUGAUGAUCGUGCUGAGCGGGAGCCUGCUGCACCGCGGCGUGCCCUACCGCGACCCGCUGCGCAUCCCGCGCGAGCACGUGCACAACGCCAGCGCGCACCUGACCUUCAACAAGUUCUGGCGCCGCUACGGGAAGCUCUCCCGCCACCUCAUGAAGGUCAAGCUCAAGAAGUACACCAAGUUCCUCUUCGUGCGCGACCCCUUUGUGCGCCUCAUCUCCGCCUUCCGCAGCAAGUUCGAGCUGGAGAACGAGGAGUUCUACCGCAAGUUCGCCGUGCCCAUGUUGCGGCUGUACGCCAACCACACCAGCCUGCCCGCCUCGGCGCGCGAGGCCUUCCGCGCUGGCCUCAAGGUGUCCUUCGCCAACUUCAUCCAGUACCUGCUGGACCCGCACACGGAGAAGCUGGCACCCUUCAACGAGCACUGGCGGCAGGUGUACCGCCUCUGCCACCCGUGCCAGAUCGACUACGACUUUGUGGGGAAGCUGGAGACGCUGGACGAGGACGCCGCCCAGCUGCUGCAGCUACUUCAGGUGGACCGGCACCUCCGCUUCCCCCCGAGCUACCGGAACAGGACCGCCAGCAGCUGGGAGGAGGACUGGUUCUCCAAGAUCCCCCUGGCCUGGAGGCAGCAGCUGUACAAACUCUACGAGGCCGACUUUGUUCUCUUCGGCUACCCCAAGCCCGAAAACCUCCUCCGAGACUGAAAGCUUUCGCGUUGCCCUUCCCCGCGUGCCUGGAACCUGCCGCACGCGCACUCCAGUUUUUUUUAUGACCUACGAUUUUGCAAUCUGGGCUUCUUGUUUACUCCACUGCCUCUAUCCAUUGAGUACUGUAUCGAUAUUGUUUUUUAAGAUUAAUAUAUUUCAGAUAUUUAAUACGAAACGUGGAAGGGAAUGCUGGAGUAAAAUCUCCCUUCUGCCCGCC
Molecule: messenger RNA, 1640 nt
Organism: Pongo pygmaeus (Bornean orangutan)
Lineage: Eukaryota; Metazoa; Chordata; Mammalia; Primates; Hominidae
Gene: CHST12
Product: carbohydrate sulfotransferase 12
Exons: 2
Coding region: 176-1420 (414 amino acids)
Biological process (GO): proteoglycan biosynthetic process; carbohydrate biosynthetic process
Cellular component (GO): membrane
Molecular function (GO): sulfotransferase activity
Source: RefSeq, a predicted model, not a curated record